Messenger RNA from Heteronotia binoei (common prickly gecko), 2135 nucleotides. RefSeq names its product DENN domain containing 11 (gene DENND11). Gene Ontology annotation, cellular component: cytoplasm. The record is from RefSeq and is a predicted model, not a curated record. The transcript is spliced from 9 exons. Bases 38 to 1381 code for a protein of 447 amino acids. NCBI's taxonomy places the organism in Eukaryota, Metazoa, Chordata, Lepidosauria, Squamata, Gekkonidae.
GCCCCUCACCUCCGCUGCCGCCGCAGCUGGCUGGGCCAUGGUGGAGCAAGCGGACGACGCGCCGCUCCUCUUCUGGGCCGAGGGCCCAGCGGUCUCUGUGCCGGAGUCGGUCGAGCCCAGCGGCUGGAAAGGCUCGCCAUGGGGCGGCAGCGGCGUCAAGGGGGAGACGGUGGCAGCUGCUCUGGCCGGCUCCGGCGGAUGCUUCCAGGAGCCGGACUCGGAGCAGGUGGAAGAGGAUCAGAUCGUGGCGGUGUUUGUGGUUACCUUCGACCCCCGCACGGGUAACAUGGUUGAAUGGUGUUUGCCACAAGACAUUGACUUGGAAGGCGUCGAGUUCAAGUCUAUGGCCAGCGGGUCACAUAAAAUUCAGUCAGAUUUCAUUUACUUCCGGAAGGGCCUUUGCUUUGGCUUGGCCUGUUUUGCCAACAUGCCUGUCGAAAGCGAGCUAGAAAGAGGUGCCCGCAUGAAGUCUGUGGGGAUUCUUUCUCCUUCGUACACCCUGUUAUAUAGAUAUAUGCACUUUCUAGAGAACCAAGUCAGACACCAGCUAGAGAUGCCAGGACACUAUUCUCACCUAGAAGCAUUUUAUGAUGACAAGAAAGGGGUUCUCCCUGCUGGCAAGGACACCCCUUGUUCUCAGCAACCUGUCCACUGGCUGCCUUCCAUUCACAGAUACAUGUACCCAGAGAUGAAGAUCACACAUCCUGCAGGCUGUAUGUCUCAGUUCAUCAAGUUCUUUGGCGAACAGAUCCUCACUCUCUGGAAGUUUGCUCUCCUGCGCAAACGAAUUUUGAUAUUUUCGCCUCCUCCUGUUGGUGUAGUCUGCUAUAGAGUUUAUUGCUGCUGCUGCCUUGCCAACGUCUCCUUGCCAGGCAUUGGUGGGACUGUCCCAGAGUCCAAGCCUUUCUUCUAUGUCAACGUGGCGGAUAUUGAAAUGCUAGAGACAGAAGUGUCAUACGUGGCCUGCACGACAGAGAAGAUCUUUGAGGAGAAGAGGGAUCUCUAUGAUGUCUAUGUGGACAACCAGAAUGUGAAGACACACCAUGAGCAUCUGCAGCCACUCCUGAAGAUCAACAGUGCAGACAAGGAAAAGUACAGGAGGCUCAAUGAUCAGAGACAGAUGCUGAUGUACUCCCAGGAAGUGGAUGGGGACUGCAGCUCUUGUGAAGAGGACCUCUUCAUCCUUUUUUUCAUGGAACAGAACAACCGAAUAUUUCAGACCCUGAUGGAGGUGUCAGCCAGCCAGGACAAGACUUUGACAGCUGACCAUGCCCGAGGAAUGGGCUUGGACCCCCAGGGGGACCGUAGCUUCCUCAUGGACCUACUGGAAGUCUAUGGCAUUGAUGUCAUGCUGGUCAUCGAUAACCCCUGCUGCACUUAAAGGAGAAGAGAGGACAUUCGCAAGGGUGACGGAAUGGCAGCGAUUUCUUGCAGACUGCAGGAAGCCGCCGUGCAGCCUUCCUGGAACUCGCCGGGACUCAUGCCUUGAUGGAUUGCCUUUUAUUUAAGAGAACACUUUAUAGAGAGUGUUAUUUAUCAUUUUCGUCCAAUUAACUUUUUUUUUAAUUUCCAGGCAUCCUAACCAAGAUGGUGACUUCUCUUUUCCAGGAUAGACUGCCCAGGUUCCCCUCUUGCCUUUUGAGACCUGGAGGGCCAUUGGUGUGUUUCAUGAUCUUCUGUACUCUCAAGGGGACCCAGCAGUGGGGAUUCUGAGAUCCUAACCAGGACCUUGCUGGCUGGGAAUGAGGGUAGCCAAGCAAAGCACUUUUCUCUCUUGGGGACCAAUGUGAAACGUUAUGCUGCUUUUGAGCCUUUGUGUCUUGUCUGCAGGCGGCACCCCCUUCCACAUGGGUAGAAGCGAUUUUGUGUCCCACUACUGCAGUUGUAAUUUAUGCAUGUUAGGACCCCUGUGCUCUACAACACGUGACAUUUCCACUUGAAUUCUGGUUGAGCUGCUAGGUUAAGAUUUUGCUGUUAAAUCCAGCAGGCCUCUCUCUUUCUCUCUGUGUGGCAGGGAGGAGAAGUAGAGGACAAUUUAUUUUUCCAUGUCUAGCAUUGCUAAAGCAAUAGGCCCUCGGUAGCCCUCUUUCUUUUUGUGGCUGAGCAAUGGAAUAAACUCAAUAGUUCCAUCCCUC